This is a messenger RNA of Drosophila bipectinata, 1794 nucleotides long. Its product is annotated as gamma-aminobutyric acid receptor alpha-like. The record is from RefSeq and is a predicted model, not a curated record. Gene Ontology annotation, cellular component: neuron projection; synapse; plasma membrane. Gene Ontology annotation, biological process: chloride transmembrane transport; nervous system process; signal transduction. Gene Ontology annotation, molecular function: extracellular ligand-gated monoatomic ion channel activity; GABA-A receptor activity; chloride channel activity. Lineage: Eukaryota; Metazoa; Arthropoda; Insecta; Diptera; Drosophilidae.
AUGGUAUCUGUGGAUAUGCUAGGACGAAAUAUCUCAAUAAUUUUGGAAAACCUUCUUCAGCACUAUGAAAAAACACAAUUACCCACACAUGGAAGCCAUUUUCCGACGGUGGUUCGGACCAAUAUUCUCAUACGUAGUAUGGGCCCAGUUUCUGAGUUGAACAUGGACUACGGAAUGGAUUGUUAUUUUAGACAAUAUUGGCAUGACAACCGCCUCAGUUUUAAUGGUCCUAUCAAGAGCUUAUCACUAAGUAUUAAAAUUCUGGACAAGAUUUGGCGCCCUGAUACUUAUUUAUAUAAUGGAAAACAUUCACAUAUACAUACAAUUACUGUUCCGAACAAGUUGUUAAGACUUUAUCAAAAUGGUGGAAUACUUUAUUCAAUGCGACUAACUAUAAAGGCCUCAUGCCCUAUGGAACUGAAUAACUUUCCAAUGGACAGACAGUCCUGCCCGCUCGUAAUCGGAAGUUAUGGAUAUACAAAGAAGCAAUUGGUGUAUGAAUGGCAAAAUAAUAAUGAUGCGGUAACAUUUGUUCCUGGUAUGACCCUUAAUCAAUUUGACCUUAUUAACAUGAUGUAUCGAAAUUCUACAUCUGCUCGACGUGAAGGUAUCUUUUCCGUUUUACAUGUUGCUUUUAAUCUUAAACGUCAUACUGGAUAUUUUCUUAUUCAGGUUUACGUGCCAUGUAUUCUUAUUGUGGUUAUGUCAUGGGUCUCAUUUUGGAUACAUCGAGAAGCUACUAGCGACAGAGUCGGUCUUUGUGUUACAGCUGUUUUAACUCUUUCAACUAUUAGUUUAGACUCCCGGACGGAUUUGCCAAAAGUAAAAUAUGCCACUGCCCUGGAUUGGUUUUUAUUAAUGAGCUUUCUAUAUUGCAUUGCUACGCUAUUAGAAUUUGCUGGAGUACACUACUUUACUAAGCUGGCUAGCAGUGAGAUUCCUCAGCUUGAACAGUGGAAGCAUAUUUGUGCUUUGACCAAUAACGGAUCUGAAAACUUUAAACAUAAUACAUAUGAUCCUAUGAUCAGAGAAUCUUCCCUGUGCUCUCUUACCAUGGAACACAAAGCCCAAAAACGACUCCCUGUUAUGUCGCGCAAAAAACAAAUGUGGCUUUGCUUAAAAAAUGAUGACACUUUUCGUAAACUGAGAGCGCGCAACGCGGCUGCUGAAAACAAUCAAGGCCAAACUGCUAAUUAUGUCAAUAGCGUAUCUCUAAUUGAUCGUAUCGCACGAAUAGCUUUUCCAACUUCUUUUGCAUUUUGUAACUUUUUAUACUGGCUAUCUUAUGGAAUGUACAAAAAAGAAUUUUCCCUGACCUACUGCAGAUCGGUCACUAUCCGCAACCUGCGACCCGGUCCUGCCGACCACUGCCAUAGGGUUUUGGGCAUCACGGCUUUUGGGCCAUUUCUCAUGCAAGCUUUGACCAAUAACGGAUCUGAAAACUUUAAACAUAAUACAUAUGAUCCUAUGAUCAGAGAAUCUUCCCUGUGCUCUCUUACCAUGGAACACAAAGCCCAAAAACGACUCCCUGUUAUGUCGCGCAAAAAACAAAUGUGGCUUUGCUUAAAAAAUGAUGACACUUUUCGUAAACUGAGAGCGCGCAACGCGGCUGCUGAAAACAAUCAAGGCCAAACUGCUAAUUAUGUCAAUAGCGUAUCUCUAAUUGAUCGUAUCGCACGAAUAGCUUUUCCAACUUCUUUUGCAUUUUGUAACUUUUUAUACUGGCUAUCUUAUGGAAUGUACAAAAAAGAAUUUUCGUGGUCCACAAUAGAACAAUAAAGCAAUUUUACAAGA